Molecule: messenger RNA, 225 nt
Organism: Protopolystoma xenopodis
Lineage: Eukaryota; Metazoa; Platyhelminthes; Monogenea; Polystomatidea; Polystomatidae
Source: the annotation of a GenBank genome assembly
GUGCGUCAUUUGGUCAUUGAUGGACCGACGAAAAAUAACAUUCUUCGCUGCAAGUCGAGCCUGCCGGAUCGGCUGACUCGUCUUCUCAUUCAGGACAUUGAACAGCCCAGUCAAGAGGAUAAAAAGCCCAUUCUGUACUCGGCCAAGCCAUUCAGGAGGGACUAUGAACAAGUGCGAGCUCUGCUGAACGCAUCGAAAAGCAUGAUCGCCUCUACAGCCUUCUAG